AUGGUCCAGGCUCAAGGGAGUCCUAAAGCUGUGGCGUCCAUACUGCCUGAUACAUAUGUGUUUACUGGAGAGAUUGUUGCUCUCAGAUGUGACAUACAGGGAGGAGGAAACACUCAGUGGACUUACAGCUGGAAUAAAGAUAAUAACAAACUCUAUUCAAAUGGAAAUAAGAGAGAUUUCAUAGACACCACAAUGCAGAUGUUAAUAAUCAGUUAUGUUGAAGACUCUGACAGUGGAACCUACAGCUGCAGAGGACAUGGGAAAGACUCUCAGAGCUCAGAGAUCAGUGAUGAUGUUACACUGACUGUAUCAGUAAAACCCAAACCGACUGUGAGAGUGAAUCCUCAGAGCUCCGUCUACACUGGAGACACAGUCACUCUGAGCUGUGAGCUGCAGCAGGGGACUGGAUGGGAGUUUCAAUGGUACAAUAAUAAUCAGGUGUUACUGAAUCUGAACAGUGAACAAGUGAACACACGUAAAGUGACAGUCGAUAAUGCAGGAGAAACAGAGUACACGUGUUGGGCACACAGGAUGAACUACUACUACUAUGACUACUACUUUGACUUCUACACAGAGCUCAGUGAUCCUGUCAAGAUUACAGUGAGAGUAAAACCCAAACCGACUGUGAGAGUGAAUCCUCAGAGCUCCGUCUACACUGGAGACACCGUCACUCUGAGCUGUGACAUACAGGAUGAAAGUGUCUCUAGCUGGCAGUACAGCUGGUAUAAAGAUACUUCACACAGUCCUGUCAGUAGUGAACAGGUGUACAGUAUCAGUGGUGUUGAAGUGACCCACACAGGUACAUACACCUGUAGAGGAACAGAGAGAGGAGGCUCACGCUCCUCACACUCCAGUGAUGUUAUUACACUGACUGUAUCAGUUGAAUCUCUUCCAGUCUCUCUGAUCAUCAAUCCCAGCAGAACUCAACACUUUACUAAUGACUCUCUCUCACUGAGCUGUGAGGACCAGAGUAAGUCUACUGGAUGGACAGUGAGACGAUACACACACAGAGAGAGAGUGUUAGAUUGUUCACACUGGGGAUCAGUUACAGGAUCUACAUGUAACAUCAGCUUCCUCUCCACAUCCUACACUGGAGUUUACUGGUGUGUGUCUGAAUCUGGAGAAAACAGUAAUCCUGUAAACAUCACAGUGCAUGAUGGUGAUGUGAUCCUGGAGAGUCCUGUCCAUCCUGUGACUGAGGGACAUCCUCUGACUCUACGCUGUUUAUAUCACAACCCAAAUCCCUCAAACCUCCGAGCUGAUUUCUAUAAAGAUGGAUCAGUUCUCCAGAACCAGACUACAGGAGAGAUGAUCAUCCAAACUGUCUCAAAGUCAGAUGAAGGUUUCUACCACUGUGAACACCCAGAGAGAGGAGAGUCACCAAAAAUCUGGGUCUCAGUCAGACAAGCUCCAUUCUCAGUGCUCAUGCUGAUCUGUAGUGUGGUGACGGCCUCUCCGUAUCUGCUGGUGACCAUCAUUCUGCUGCUCAUAUGUUACAGAGCUCGAGAUCACACAGAUGAAGAAAUGAGAAUGCAGUCAUAGAGGAGUGAGCAAAAUUCAUCUAUAAAAAGAAGAUACAUUUACUAUAAUAUAUUUUUCCAGAAUUUCUAUUUCUUUAUGGUUUUGUGUGGAUUUUAAAACAAUACUGAUUUGUCAUUUAAAUGUCCUGCUGUUAUUUGCUCAUCAUAUUAUAGACACCCUCAUUGUUGUGAAUGGCUUUGUUUAGUUAAUGUCUGCAAACCUCCUGAUGAGGUGAAAAUUACUGUGUGUGUACAGUAGUGUCCAAAAUGCCCACAGCCAGCUUUU
Messenger RNA from Tachysurus fulvidraco (yellow catfish), 1806 nucleotides. Its product is annotated as carcinoembryonic antigen-related cell adhesion molecule 5-like. The record is from RefSeq and is a predicted model, not a curated record. Lineage: Eukaryota; Metazoa; Chordata; Actinopteri; Siluriformes; Bagridae. Gene Ontology annotation, biological process: cell surface receptor signaling pathway. The transcript is spliced from 8 exons. Gene Ontology annotation, molecular function: transmembrane signaling receptor activity. Bases 1 to 1542 code for a protein of 513 amino acids.